AUGGAGAGAAAGGAAGAAAAAAGCAGUUUGAAUUCUCCAUUAAUAUUACGAAAUAGAGAAGAAAAUAAGGCAGAGAUUAUUACUGAACAAGUGAAGAAACAAUUAUGGUUAUCUGGACCUCUUAUAACAGUUAAUCUCUUACAGUUCUGCAUACAAUUGAUUUCAGUUAUGUUUGUUGGUCAUCUUGGUGAACUCUCACUCUCUGGUGCUUCAAUGGCUACUUCUUUUGCAACUGUUACUGGUUUCAGCUUACUGAUGGGAAUGGCAAGUGCAUUAGACACGCUAUGUGGGAAAUCUUACGGAGCGAGACAAUAUCAUAUGCUAGGCAUACAUAUGCAAAGGGGAAUGUUUAUUGUUUUACUAGUUAGCAUUCCGCUAGCUUUCGUUUUGUCCAGCACAUGUCGUAUUCUCUUAGUUGUGGGAAAAUAUCCUGAAAUAUCAGCCGAAGCAGGAGUUUAUGCUCGUUAUAUGAUCCCUUGCUUAUUCGGGUAUGGACUUCUUCAAUGUCAUGUCAGGUUUCUACAAACACAAAACAUAGUUUCCCCAAUGAUGGUAAGUUCUGCAAUGACGGUGUCACUGCACUUUCUUGUAUGUUGGGUUCUGGUUUUCAAAGCUGGCCUAGAAAAUAAAGGUGCUACAAUUGCGACUUCCAUAUCUUGUUGGAUCAAUCUGACGCUUCUAGUACUUUAUGUUAAGUACUCUGGUAAAUGCGAAAGGACGUGGACUGGUUUCUCAAUGGAAGCACUCCAUGACAUUCUUAACUUUAUAAGCCUCGCAAUUCCUUCUGCCAUCAUGGUCUAG
Molecule: messenger RNA, 801 nt
Organism: Papaver somniferum (opium poppy)
Lineage: Eukaryota; Viridiplantae; Streptophyta; Magnoliopsida; Ranunculales; Papaveraceae
Product: protein DETOXIFICATION 16-like
Exons: 2
Coding region: 1-801 (266 amino acids)
Biological process (GO): transmembrane transport
Cellular component (GO): membrane
Molecular function (GO): xenobiotic transmembrane transporter activity; antiporter activity
Source: RefSeq, a predicted model, not a curated record